Exophiala spinifera is the source of this 819-nucleotide messenger RNA. RefSeq lists its product as uncharacterized. The transcript is spliced from 2 exons. NCBI's taxonomy places the organism in Eukaryota, Fungi, Ascomycota, Eurotiomycetes, Chaetothyriales, Herpotrichiellaceae. Bases 1 to 819 code for a protein of 272 amino acids. The record is from RefSeq and is a predicted model, not a curated record.
AUGGCGUCGUCUUCGACUCCAAAGCACUUCAUCGUGCCGAUCUUUCCUGGGUUUCAGCUUCUCGACCUCGCCGGUCCGCUCGACAUUUUAAACCUGCUUUCAUAUAGCCAGCCCGGCCUCUCGUUCAAAUUCAUUGCAGAAAGUCUCGACCCGGUGCCCGUCAAACCCAUCGUGCCACAAUCUGCGCAGUGGACUUUUGAUCUUCAAGAGGCGUUUCCGCAACUGGGGGACAAGGUCAACACUGCAUUCAACCAAUACCUCCAGCCAGACACCACGUACGCAGACUAUUUGGAGGCGCUCAACUCACCCGGGGCGGACAAGCCGGUUCUCGAUGUCAUGCUCAUCCCGGGCGGCGUUGGCACACGACUGACUCGCCUUCAUCCAGACGGCAGCAAGUCAUCCAACAUCCAAGCCCUGGUCGACUUCAUCCCCAAGGUGAUCCCGCAUGUCAGCACCGCCAUCUUGACUGUGUGCACGGGGUCCUACGCCCUUGCAUUCACGGGUUUGUUAGACGGCCGUCGCGCGACGACCAACAUGUCCCGCUUUGAUGAUGUCGCCGGCCGGCAUCCCGGUGUAUCGUGGCAGCACGGGGCUCGGUGGGUUCGCAGUCUCCCGUCUGAGGCGUCAGGAAGUACGCCCAUCGAGAUCUGGACGUCGGCAGGUAUUAGCGCGGGGAUGGACGGGACCUUGGCUUUCAUUGCACAGUUCUACGGCGGCCUAGAUGUGGCACGAGAUUUGGCAAAGGAGCUGGAGUACGACUGGCGCGAAAUUGCAGAAGGAGAUAAGGAUCCGCUGUAUGAAAAAUACUACGAGGUGUGA